Messenger RNA from Aegilops tauschii subsp. strangulata, 843 nucleotides. RefSeq lists its product as uncharacterized. The record is from RefSeq and is a predicted model, not a curated record. Lineage: Eukaryota; Viridiplantae; Streptophyta; Magnoliopsida; Poales; Poaceae. Gene Ontology annotation, molecular function: zinc ion binding.
AUGGUUUUGGAGGACGAGAGCAGCGAUGACAACUCAAGCCUCCCGUACAUGUACUCUGAAACCUCCACCGAUGGGCUCAACCAGGCCAGUUACUCCAUUGGAGCUAGGGUUAGGGUGCCUUUCUCACUUGAGGACCCGGAUUACAAGGGCCUUGAGCUAGAUCUGAUGUCGUUCUGCGACAAGUAUGGAAAGCCAUCAGAGAGGCUUGUUGCAUUUGAAGGAACAAUGACUAGGAGAAGGUUCUUAGCAUGUGCAGAGCCAGAAGGUCAGAAUUGUGGGUUUGUUCAGUGGGUUGAUGAGCAGUGGCCCCCAACAAUGGAGAAUGAAUUGUUGAAGCUUUGGUCAAUGGUUGAAGAGAGCAAGUCUGCUAGGGUGAAUGAUAAUCUUGAAAGUGCUUUAACUAUUCACCAUUUGACAGAAGAAAAGAACAAGCUGGAUGCAGACUAUGACAAAGCUGAAUUGGUGGCUGGUAUGAAGGCAGAAAUGGCAAAGAAAGAUGCAGUUACAGAAAAGCUUCAACAGAAGUAUGAACUCCUGUGCAACCUGACAAGUGCUCAAGCAACUGUCAUCCAGAACCUGGAAUUGAAGAAUAUGACAGAGAAGGAAUUGCUUAGUGAGGCUAGGAUGAAUUUGGAGUUGAAGAAUGCAGAGUUCACAAAGUUUGAGGAGAAGCUCACCCAAGAGAAGCUAGAGUUGAAGUUUCAGGUUGCUGAUCUGCUGAAGCUCAAGGAAACCCAUAAUGAAAAGAAGUACAUGCUAGAGCUUAAGAUUAGUGAGCUCAUGAAGGCAGAGGAAAUGCUUAAGGGGAAGAUCAAGGGGAUCCAGGCCAUCUUACAGAACUGA